Rhea pennata is the source of this 3085-nucleotide messenger RNA. RefSeq names its product nuclear transcription factor, X-box binding like 1 (gene NFXL1). Gene Ontology annotation, cellular component: nucleus. Gene Ontology annotation, molecular function: DNA-binding transcription factor activity, RNA polymerase II-specific; zinc ion binding; RNA polymerase II transcription regulatory region sequence-specific DNA binding. The transcript is spliced from 22 exons. The record is from RefSeq and is a predicted model, not a curated record. Gene Ontology annotation, biological process: regulation of DNA-templated transcription. The coding region runs from base 1 to 2688 and encodes 895 amino acids. Lineage: Eukaryota; Metazoa; Chordata; Aves; Rheiformes; Rheidae.
AUGGAGGCGGCCUGGCGCCAGGGCGGCCGGGGCAGGGGCCGCGCCCGGCCCGGGGACGGGCUCGCCGCCCGCGGCGGGGCGGCCGCGCGGCCGCCGGCCCCCAAGGCCCGCGGCGGCGCCUUCGCCUCGGCCGCGGGGAGCAGCUGCGAGGGGGCCAAGGAAUUAUCUUCGCAGAGAAAAUUUGAUGAAAUUAAGAAGGCUAAUCAAGCUGCAGCAAAAAAGCUGGUUGAAGACCAAUUUAGUUCUUCAUCUGAAGAUGAUGAUGAAGAUGCUGAAGGAAAACAGGGAAAGAUUUUGGCCAAAACAUUUACUGUUUACACCAGUCAAACUGAUGGAGAUGCAAGUGAACUGGAACGUACAAGACAAUACGUGAAUGAGGCUUUUCAGUCUGGGGCUAUGACAUGUCUGAUCUGCAUUGCUUCAGUUAAAAGGAACCAAGCUGUCUGGAGCUGUUGUGGAUGCUUUUGUAUAUUUCACUUGCCAUGUAUCCAAAAGUGGGCCAAGGACAGCCUUUUCCUUGUGUCUUCUCCUUUGACAGAUGAUGAUUUUGGAAAGAAAGAUUAUCCUUGGCCGUGUCCAAAAUGUAGGUUUGAAUACAAACGAUCUGAAACUCCUACGAGGUAUUACUGUUAUUGUGGAAAAGUAGAGGAUCCAGCACUGGACCCAUGGCUGGUACCUCACUCCUGUGGUCAAGUAUGCGAGAGGGAAUUCAAACCUUCUUGUGGGCAUAAAUGUUUGCUGCUUUGUCAUCCAGGACCCUGUCCACCUUGCCCAAAGAUGGUCACAACAACAUGUUACUGUAAGAAAGCUAAGCCAGUGCCCCGAAGAUGCAGUGCCAAGGAAUGGUCGUGUCAUCUGCCAUGUGGACGAACAUUGCCAUGUGGACAACACACUUGUGAGAAUCCUUGUCACUCAGGAAAUUGUAAGCCUUGUCCACGAGUCAGUAAACAGCAGUGCAUUUGUGGAAGGCAAACAGCGGAAAGACUUUGUGCAAGUCCUCAGUGGCAGUGUGAUCAGGUGUGUGGGAAAACUUUGCCUUGUGGUAAUCACACAUGUGAACAAGUUUGUCAUGCUGGUCCCUGUGGAGACUGCCCUCGUUCUGGAAAGAGGUCCUGUCCAUGUGAAAAAUCAAAGUUUACCUUGCCCUGCACGGAAGAUGUACCUACCUGUGGUGAUAGUUGUGACAAAGUUCUAGAAUGUGGCAUCCAUAAAUGCUCACAGCGCUGUCAUCGAGGUCCCUGUGAAAUAUGCAGACAGGAAGUUGAGAAACAGUGUCGUUGUGGAAAGCACACUAAACGCAUGCCAUGUCAUAAGCCAUAUCUGUGUGAGACAAAGUGUACUAAAAUUCGUGAUUGCCAAAAGCACCAAUGUAAGAGAAAGUGCUGUUCUGGAAACUGUCCGCCUUGUGAUCAAGUCUGUGGGCGGACUCUAGGCUGCAGAAAUCACAAAUGUCCUUCUGGCUGCCACAGAGGUAGUUGUUAUCCAUGUCCAGAGACUGUAGAUGUGAAGUGCAACUGUGGAAAAACUGUCAUUAAAGUGCCCUGUGGCAGAGAGCGUACCACCAAGCCUCCCAAAUGCAAACAACUGUGCAGUCGACCACCUACCUGUCACCACCCUACCCAGGAGAAACACUACUGUCACUUUGGUCGAUGUCCUCCAUGUUGUCAGGCCUGCCAGAAAACGUUAACGUGUGGUCAUUUGUGCCCUGUUUCUUGCCAUGAUGAAGCACUUGUGAAGCAGACUGGCUUGCAUCAGCCUGCAGGCCCUUGGGAACAGCCAUCUGAACCAGCUUUUAUUCAAACUGCAUUACCGUGCCCUCCCUGUCAAGUUCCUAUAUCAGUGGAGUGUCUUGGACAGCAUGAGGUUAGCCCACUACCAUGUCAUUCUGCAGGUCCCUACUCAUGUAAAAGACUUUGUGGGCGACUUCUUGAUUGUCGGAAUCACACCUGUAUGAAAGAAUGUCAUUAUGUUACUAAAAUCAACAGUAAUGCAGAUGGAAAGAAGGCAGGUCCAGAAUGUUUGCAAUGUGAAGAAGAGUGUACCAAACCACGGCCGUCUGGCUGUCCUCACCGAUGUGUUUUACCCUGUCAUCCAGGGGAUUGCCCACCAUGCCUUCAAAUGCUUAAAAUAAAGUGUCACUGCAAACUGUCAAUACUGUAUAUUGAAUGCUUAAAAGUAACUUGUGCUGAUUUAAAAGAAAAGGAUCUUCUUAUUUCCUGCAAAAAUCAGUGUCCAAAAGAGUUGCCAUGUGGUCACCGAUGUAAAGAGAUCUGCCAUUCAGGGGACUGUCCUCUGAACUGCAACCAGAAGGUUAAACUCCGAUGUCCCUGUAAGAGAUUGAAAAAGGAAUUACAGUGCAGCAAGAUACGAGAAGGCCAGGUUUCACUAGAAUGUGAUGGGUUAUGCAAGGAAAUGAAACGGAAGGCGUCUGAGCUGCUCAUCAUUUCUGUAUCUGGACAGAUAAAAGAAGCUGAAGCCAAAGCUGCUAUUGAGGAAGAGAAACGAAGACAGCAGGCUGAACUGGAAGCUUUUGAAAACAGGUUAAAAGGACGAAGAAAGAAUAAGAAGAGAAAGGAUGAAGUAGAAAUUGAGCAAUCAUCAUGGCAGAAGUAUAAGAACCUCAUUAUGCUGCCAGUGUUUGGAGUUGCUGUUGUCAUGCUUGCAUGGCUCAUGGUCUACAAUGACUGAAAUGACUCUUAAGUAUUUAAUAUACCUCAGUGGGGCUCUAGGUAGCUAUUACUGUUAUAAUGUUAGUCUGUGUAUACUAGAACUUAAUAUGCAUAGAGUCUGUAUGUAUGUAUACUAUUUGCCAAAAAAGUAGAGGGUUAGGAAGGAGUGUCACCUUUUGUGUUACUACAUUCACAGCACAAAGCUGAAUUCAGACACUGAGAGUAAAGAAAUAAUAGGUUUUAGUCUACACUAAAGUGCUGAUGUAACUUAUCUGGCUGAAAUCUGUUAACAUUUAUUUUAUUAUACUGUUACCUUACUGUCUCUUGUCUCCAUUCCACAAUAUUAAGAGUAGCUUAGAAUAAAAUGCUUUACUGAAUGUUUCUUUCCAGUAAAAUAAAUUUAGUGUUUUGUUAAA